Messenger RNA from Hylaeus anthracinus, 1956 nucleotides. RefSeq names its product RING-box protein 2 (gene Roc2). Gene Ontology annotation, cellular component: Cul5-RING ubiquitin ligase complex; nucleus. The transcript has 2 exons. Lineage: Eukaryota; Metazoa; Arthropoda; Insecta; Hymenoptera; Colletidae. Gene Ontology annotation, molecular function: cullin family protein binding; zinc ion binding; ubiquitin protein ligase activity. Gene Ontology annotation, biological process: protein ubiquitination; ubiquitin-dependent protein catabolic process. The record is from RefSeq and is a predicted model, not a curated record. The coding region runs from base 140 to 478 and encodes 112 amino acids.
GAGAAGUGUGUGUGGUCGAAUAUAGAGCGACGAGUACGACACCGCGAGUAGGAGACAUCUGUGUGGAUUUUGAACUGUGUUUUGUGUCGCUCGUUCGAAAGGUGCGUCACUUGGUCGUUUCUAACCUACAAACGUCGAGAUGGCCGAGUCGGAACAAGAUUUUGGCGAUCGCAGCGAUAAUGACACUCUGAAGCCGGACAAGUUAUUUAUCCUGAAGAAAUGGAACGCCGUGGCCAUGUGGAGCUGGGACGUGGAGUGUGACACCUGCGCAAUUUGUCGAGUUCAAGUAAUGGACGCGUGUCUUCGGUGCCAAGCGGAGAGCAAGAAGGACUUCUACGGUCGACAGCAGGACUGUGUGGUCGUCUGGGGGGAGUGCAACCAUUCGUUUCACUAUUGCUGCAUGUCCCUUUGGGUGAAACAGAACAAUCGUUGCCCAUUGUGCCAACAAGAGUGGUCCAUUCAACGAAUGGGAAAAUAACCGAACCUCCUGCCCACCCAUCCUCUCCCACACGGUUCAUUUUUAUCCUCCACGUUCGGAUCCUAUACUCGGAAUUCUUACAAGUUUCGAUACAGCGGUGUCGUAGCUUCGUUCAUCCCUAUAGAUAAAUGAACCGAAACGCAAAAGUGCGUAUUUUCGAUAUUACCAUUAAAAGGAAAUUUAUUCGCAGCUCAAUCGACCCUUUAUUCCGACCUAUAGUCCAGGACAAAGUGUUGGGACAUUUGAAACACAGCGAAUCCUGGCUGGGACUCGCGAAAAUUCUCUAAAAGUCGCGUAGUUAUACCCACCACGUCCUAGAAUCGGUGGAAACAGUUAAUAUCUAUUACGAGAAGUAUAGCACAGUAGUUAUUUCAUUGAACGCGAUCAACAAUAGAAACUUGAAAAUUUUGUUCCAAUAGUCGUCGAGUUAGGUCUGGCUUGGGUCUGGUAAAGUGCUCAGUUUUCGUUGGAGUGACAGAAAGGAAAGUGAAGUAAUUCCAAUAGAGAUAAUGCUAAGACAUUGAUACGGUUUGUAUCGUGUUAAUAUUUACUGAUACUCUCCUUUCCAUCGCGAGGCAUCUUUUAAUCAUUUGAGAGUUAUCUUAUACGAUCUUUUAAUGCCUCUUUAUCUAUUUCAUCUGUUAGGAACUGAUCGGUAGCAGGAUCUGUGUCCAGACAGUUUCAAUUAGGAUUGACACCGUUAAAUAGUGGUAAUUUUAACGUCUCUUCCGAAACAGUCCAACACUGACGCGCCGUCGUCUGCUGGUGUAAUUAUUUCAAUUAACGCUAAACAACAAAAUCAUUUCAUGCGUUUUUUUUAUCAUUUUGACCGGGCGAAUUCAGGUUUACGUUUCCUACAGUUUACAUUUUUUUUUUUAUACAUUUGGAAUAUACCAUACACGAAUGAUGUUUAGCGUACAUAUUUUGUUGAUCAUGUACAAUAUAUAAAGUGCGGAAAAUGUGCAUUCUCUUCUUCCACUUUUACAAAACAUUUGAUUAUACGGUGCCCGGUCAUUUUGUCCUGAACUGUAUCCGAUCAGCUGAAUUAUCACUUCAACAUUUCGCGUAAAUGAAAACUUUCCAGUCGUGAAAGGGAUCCCGUGAUCAAAGGAGGGGAUAUCCGUUACGAAAGCGAUUAAUUAGAUAAUUAUUGGAAUUUUUUUUAACGAUAACUUGACGGAAUUCAAAUGAGAAUUUCUCGCAAACAUGUUUGUUCACCUUUAAAUGUACCGUCCGAAUUUCGUUGACAUAUAAAUAUUUGACACGUCAUUUCAAGUUGUAAGGCACCAGUUGUCCAAUUGAAGAUGUUUUUAUUUUACUAUCGACAGCUUUAUUGCUAUGUCACAAAUAGGAAACUAACGAAACAAACAAAGUAUUAAAGUAUAUCAGCAAGGUUAUCGCUCCCGCCCGGAUAAAUAAUCAAAAUUGUAAUUUAACGAAAUCUCAGCAGCUUAAAAUAGAAGUCUCGAUAUUAUCGC